This is a messenger RNA of Aspergillus sclerotioniger CBS 115572, 1005 nucleotides long. RefSeq lists its product as uncharacterized. NCBI's taxonomy places the organism in Eukaryota, Fungi, Ascomycota, Eurotiomycetes, Eurotiales, Aspergillaceae. The transcript is spliced from 2 exons. Bases 1 to 1005 code for a protein of 334 amino acids. The record is from RefSeq and is a predicted model, not a curated record.
AUGUCUCACUCGCUCCCUACGCCCUUCACCCCCAACAGCGACUUUGCUGCUCUCGAUGCCCAUCGCUUCCCUACCGGCACGAUUUCCAUCACUGCUCUGGCACGCUUCGAGUUCGAGGCCGGCAAAGCCAACGAUGGCACCAAGAUCCUGAUGAUCGAAUGGGAGGACGACGAUCUGGCCCGCUCGUCCUUCCCAGGGGGCUCGUGGCACGUUGCCUGGGAAGGCAAAAUGGCCGUGCUUCCGGCCGACGAGAAGACCAGCAACAACACCCGUCGAAUGUACUUUCUGCUGCCGCCAUACAUCACCAUUCCUCCGACGGUUACCCUGUCGUACGAACCCCCGGCCCAUGCCCCCGAAUCCGCGAAGAACCCCGAACCCCUACAAUUGAACCCGCUGCCGGCGAUCUUUCCCCCGGAGCUAGGGGCCGACGGCCGCUCGGCAGGCAAGAAAGGAGUGCUGCACACAAUAUGGGCGAAGAAGCGACUGCAGGUGCUGGAGAAGGAGAUCCAUGAUGAAUGUCUGCACAAUGCCGAGGGCAUUGCGCUGCACAUGGUCCUGCAGGAGAAGGAAUGGAUCGAGACGAAUUUCGGGGUCUCACUGUCCCCUGACGGGGCCCGCGUCGUGGGCCAGAGUCAUCCGGAUCCGCACUACCCCAUGGGUCCUGCGACACCGGUGUCGCCCAGCAGCGGAGGGAAGCUGGGCGAGAAGCUACGGGGGUUGAAGCUGCAGACCAGCGAGAGGGAAUUGUCCCCGACUACGGGACACCAUCUCCUCUCCCCCCAAUCUCCAGACGUCGCCGUCUCCUCGUUCAAUUCCUUCCAUACCAUGCGCGCCACGCAUACCCCGACCCCGGUGCCUGAUACGGUGCGGACAGUAGUGCACUACCCGCCCGAGUCAGUGCAGGCACAACAGAAUGUAGAACACCACACUGGUUUUGCAUCGCUGGGGCAGUGCGCACAGGCAACGGCAACGGCGACGGCGACGAGCUAUUUGCCAAGGCACUGA